AUGUUUGGCUAUUUGGACGGCGAAUCAACGGAUGACUUUGCGAGUGAAGACGAAGAGCCGAGCGAAGGUUCCUGGAACAAUCCAAUCGACUUGACAAGUGACAGCGACUAA
Phytophthora nicotianae INRA-310 is the source of this 111-nucleotide messenger RNA. RefSeq lists its product as hypothetical. The record is from RefSeq and is a predicted model, not a curated record. The coding region runs from base 1 to 111 and encodes 36 amino acids. The transcript has a single exon. Lineage: Eukaryota; Oomycota; Peronosporomycetes; Peronosporales; Peronosporaceae.